Messenger RNA from Taeniopygia guttata (zebra finch), 3094 nucleotides. RefSeq names its product INSM transcriptional repressor 1 (gene INSM1). The record is from RefSeq and is a predicted model, not a curated record. Lineage: Eukaryota; Metazoa; Chordata; Aves; Passeriformes; Estrildidae. Gene Ontology annotation, biological process: negative regulation of transcription by RNA polymerase II; regulation of cell cycle process; neuron differentiation. Gene Ontology annotation, molecular function: DNA-binding transcription repressor activity, RNA polymerase II-specific; RNA polymerase II cis-regulatory region sequence-specific DNA binding. Gene Ontology annotation, cellular component: transcription repressor complex; nucleus.
AAGGGCCCGGCGGGGGGCGGGGAGGGCGCUGCCCGCACGCGCCCCCGGCCUGGCGGCGGCUCCUCUCCCCCCGGUCCCGCCACCUGCGGGGCGGCCCCGCGACCCUCCGCGCGCAACCCCGCGCCGCCGCGGACAAAGGGCUGUGGGAGCGGGGCCGCAGCCCAGGGCUCUCCUCACUACGGCUGCACCUGCCGCAUCCUCGGGGCCUUCGGGCGUGUUUGCUUAGACACCGACCGCGACGUGCGGGAGCGCGGGGAGCGAGGACCCUCUGUCCGUUCCCCGUCGCACCUCGUACCCGAUGCGCAGCGUUUCGGGCUGAAACCGAGCGCCACCGUCGCCGUCCCUGCCUGUACCGGGAACUGGGCCUGACCCGUUCGGGUUAGAGUAACAGGUUCGGUCACCACGGGGCCGGGGCUGUGGCUCCGCUUGCCCUGACCCCGCAGCAGCACGGAGUUGUUCCGUUCGCAGGGUUGCUGGGCUCGGCCGGGCCCUUAUGACCUGUUCGUUAUUCCUCCCGCACGGACAGACCCGUCAUUGGCCACCUAUUGCCGCCGCUGGGCAGUACCCCCUGCGGGCAUCCCCUCUGUGCCGCCGCUGCCACAAGCGCCACUUUCGCCUCUUCGUGCGCCGAACUCCCUUCUCCCCGCACCCCGGUGCGGCCGCCCCCGCAAACAGUCCACCCGCCGAGAGCGGACGGUGCUCCGUGCCGAGCUUCCCGGUGGCGCAGCCUUCGCUGGCGGGCGGCCCGAGAGCACCACCCGCUGCCGGCCCCGCUGCCAGCGCGGGGGGCGGCACACAAAGACCGCGCGUGCCGGCCGGGCGGGGGCGGGGCCGGGCCGGGGCCGGGCGUGUGCCGGUCCGGGCUCAGGUGCGGCCGCGCCGCCGCCGCCGCCUCUGAUUGGCCCGUCCCGCCGCCGCCGGCCCGAACAAUGGCCUCGGCCCGCUUAAAGGCGGCAGCGGCUGCGCCGCGGGCAGAGCUAGGAGCGUCCGUCGUAGCUGCCGCCGGCCCGGAGCCGGCGCGAAGAUGCCCCGGGGCUUCCUGGUGAAGCGCAGCCGGCGGCCCACCCCCGUGUCCUACCGGGUGCGCUGCUGCCGCGAGGCCGUCGCCGGCCCGCCGCUCCCCUCCGGCGCCGCCCAGCCGCCCGCCUGCCCCGCCGCUCCGCCGCCCCUGCCGCGGGACUCACCGCCGCCGGUGCCAUUCGGGACGCCCGAUGCCGCCGUGCAGGCGCUGUAUAGCCCCACGCGGCCCGUCAGCAGGGACAAAUACCUGGAGCGCGGCUUCAGCCUGGGCUCGCCCGUCUCAGCCGAGUCCUUCCCCGCGCCGGCCGUUCCCGGCACCAUGGACCCGAUCCUCUUCGCCCCGGCUGACCUCAAGCUCUGGGCCGCUGCUGGCCACGCCGAGCCGCCCGGCGCCCACCCCGGCCCCGGUGGGGUCCCCGCCCCGGCCGCGCCGCCUGCCUCGGGCCGCCCGCUGCCCGCCAAGCGCCCGCCGGGUGCCUCCGAACCUGGGAGGCAGAAGGCCCAGUCGGGCAAGAAGACGAAGGCGAUCCGCAAGCUGACCUUUGAGGACGAAGUGACCACCUCGCCCGUGCUGGGGCUGCGCAUCAAGGAGGGCCCGGUGGAGGUGCCGGCCAAGGCACGAGGUGGCUGCGCCCGUCCGCUGGGCGAGUUCAUCUGCCAGCUCUGUAAGGAGGAGUACGGGGACCCCUUCGCGCUGGCGCAGCACCGCUGCUCCCGCAUCGUUCGGGUGGAGUACCGCUGCCCCGAGUGCGACAAGGUCUUUUCCUGCCCCGCCAACCUCGCCUCCCACCGCCGCUGGCACAAACCCCGUCCACCCGCCACCAAGAGCGGCCCCGAGGCGGGCCGGGCACCGGCCGCGGGCCCAGGCCCGGUCCCGGCGGAGGAGACAACGAAGGAGGCGAGCGGUGGCAGUGGCAGCGAGCGGGACACACCGAGCCCUGGCGGAGCCUCGGAGGCGGGCUCCGAGGAGGGGCUCUUCGAGUGUCCCCGCUGCGCCAAGCGGUUCCGCCGGCAAGCCUACCUGCGCAAGCACCUGUUGGGGCACGCUACACCGACAUCCACGCCAGUCCCGGUGCCCGCACCAGCCCCGGAGCCCAGCGCCGAGGAGCUGCCUGCCGCCGAGUGCCGCCUCUGCCCCGUCUGCGGGGAGACAUUCCCCAGCAAGAGCAGCCAGGAGCGGCACCUGCGCCUCCUGCACGCCGCCCAGGUCUUCCCCUGCAAGUACUGCCCGGCCACCUUCUAUAGCUCUCCCGGUCUCACCCGGCACAUCAACAAGUGCCAUCCCUCAGAGAACCGGCAGGUCAUCCUGCUCCAGGUGCCUCUGCGCCCUGCCUGCUGAGCCGCCCGUGCCUUCCCCGCCGCCCCGCGCUGCUCCCCCGGGGCCGCCACACGAUUAGCUUUAAUACAGCUUGUGACCUGCUGGAAUCUGGCUUUACACUUACCUUCCCCGGGUCUCUCUCUUAUUUUUAAUUUUUUCUUACUUUAAUUUUUUUAAAAAAUUUUGUUCCUUUGCUCUGUUUUUAUUGAUGUGAACAGAUCAAACUGCUUGAGAGAAACAAGCGUUUACUUUAGUGUAGCCACAAAUGCCUUGACUCUGCUGUUGAUGGUCUCCAGAAAAUGCUGUAGAAACUGCCUUAACUGUGACAUGCCAACUUUCUGUUUCUGUUCGUUUGCCCUUACUAAGGUAGCUCAUGAGUUGUCUAUCUGUAUAUGUUGGUUUGAGUAAUUAUGUUAUUUAUUCGUUAUUUAUUUAUAUUAAUUAUGAAGAUUGAUAUUAUUUGAUUGCAGAUAUUCUAAUGUGCUUUUUUGUCUCCCCACCUGCCAUUUCACUGUGCGUUUUAGAAGAUCUUUUUUUCUUAAGGGAUCUGCUAAAAAGGUUUUAACUUUUAUACCUAGAAUAACACAUGAUCUUAACCAUUUUAUCCUGUGCAACCAACAGCUCUUAAUUUUAGAUGCAAUCUCUUUUUCUACACACAUUAUUUUCUUAACUGUUAGCUAUUUAUAGAGUGCUUCAAUAGAACUGUUUCAACUGUAUAAUUAUUUACUAUUCAAAAUAAAAUAUUUUCAAAUUCAA